This is a messenger RNA of Didymella exigua CBS 183.55, 591 nucleotides long. RefSeq names its product Tetratricopeptide repeat family. NCBI's taxonomy places the organism in Eukaryota, Fungi, Ascomycota, Dothideomycetes, Pleosporales, Didymellaceae. The transcript has a single exon. The record is from RefSeq and is a predicted model, not a curated record. Gene Ontology annotation, cellular component: kinesin complex; membrane-bounded organelle; cytoplasm. Gene Ontology annotation, biological process: microtubule-based movement. The annotation marks the transcript as partial. Gene Ontology annotation, molecular function: kinesin binding.
UUAGGAUACUACAAAGAAGCCCAAAUUCAGAUACUUGAGGCGCUUGAACUUCGACAAAGCGUCUUGGGCCAUGAUCAUGAACAAACACUUAUCAGUUUGGAAACACUAGCAGGAGUCUUGAUGAGCCAGUGCAAAUACAAGGAGGCAGAGAUAGUGAACAGAUCAGCCCUAGACGGAUUUAGCCGGACGCUUGGACUGAAUCACCCCUCAACACUCACGAGCCUUAGCAAUCUAUCCUUGGUACUAUACCAUAAAGGCGAAUACAGAGAAGCGGAGUACCUUGGUCAACAAGCAGUAGAAUUAAGCAAAAACAUCUUAGGGGAUCUUCAUAUUGAUACUCUGAAGAGUAUUGGUAACCUCGCAUUAACUCUACAGCGACAAGGUAGGUAUAGAGAGGCGUUUACGUUGAACGUGCAAGCAGUUGAUGGAUUUCUUAGCACUAUUGGCUUAGAUCAUCCUGCUACGCUAGCCAGCAUGACCAAUCAGGCUAUACUGCUAAAGCAGAAGGGGGACUUCAGACAGUCGCAAUGGUUAUUUUGGAGGACAGUAGCUAACAAAGUUCGAGUGCUUGGUUACAAUCAUCCUUCAACU